Molecule: messenger RNA, 5070 nt
Organism: Closterium sp. Naga37s-1
Lineage: Eukaryota; Viridiplantae; Streptophyta; Zygnematophyceae; Desmidiales; Closteriaceae
Source: the annotation of a GenBank genome assembly
AUGGCGACAGCGCUGCUUCUGGAAUCCCUUCCUUCUCCUCAGCCUCAUUCCACUCCCAUGCACCCCCUUUUCCCAUCUGAGUCCCCGAGUCCCCCUUUCUCCCCACCCUCUCCCCUCUUCCCCUUCGCCCCCCCACCGCUUCCCGCAGCGCUGCGUCUGGGCGUUGACCAGCGCUGCGUCUGGGCGUUGACCAAGUCAACGCCAACCCGCACCUGCUGCCACGUCACCGCCUCGAUAUGCAGCUUCUGGACGGCGGCGCGACGCCGUUUCUCGGACAGCUGGCAGGUGAGAGACGGGGAGGCGAUGAAGAAGGAUCAGCUGCUCAUUGUCGGGCCAAUGCUGUCCCUCCCCCUCCUCCCCCCUGUUCCCCUGUCUCCUUCCCUUCCCCUCUCCACCUCCCUUCCCCUCAUCAGGUCUAGAGGCGAUGAAGAAGGAUCCGCUGCUCAUCGUCGGGCCAAUGCUGUCGGGACAGGUGGCGCUGCUUGGAAGCAGCCUCGGGAAUGCCGCCCAGUGGCCUAUGCUGCCACGGAUCCCACCCUCACUGUCAGCAUGGGCGGCUUUCCUUUGGCGCGCCUCACUAUACCUCACCUGUUCUCUCUUUUAUCUCUCCUUCUCUCCUUGUUCCUUCAGAUCCCCAUGGUGGCCUAUGCUGCCACGGAUCCCACCCUCACUGUCAGCACAGAGCGGCAAUUUGUCAUGCGGACGACCCACAGUGAUGCUGCUGAGAUGCAAGCAAUCGCAGUGAAUGUGCCCAUGGUGGCAUAUGCUGCUAUGGAUCCCACCCUCACUGUCAGCACGGAGCAGCAAUUUGUCAUGCGGACGACCCACAGCGAUGCUGCUGAGAUGCAGGCAAUCGCAGACAUCAUCCGGCAUCACGAGGAGGACAGGUGGAUGGAGGUGGUCACAGUUUACAUUGACAACCGCUUCGGUCGCAACGGCAUCGUUGCUCUCGAAUCAGCGCUGCAGAACAAGGACUCCAAGGCGAGGAUACCUUGCGCCAUACCGCGCGACAUCACGUGGACAGCAGGAGACGUGAAAGAGAGUUGUUGUUCCAAGGCGAGGGUAUCCCGAUCCAUACCGCUCGACAUCACGUGGACAGUGGCAGACGUGAAAGAGAAGCUGCUGCCUCUGGUGGAGCGGGAGGAGUCGACAGUCGUGGUGGUGCACGAUGCAGGGGGGCAGGACACAGGGCGAGUCUUCAUUGCUGGUAGGGAGGAGUGCUGCGUGUGUGCUGGUAGGGAUGGCGGUAUAGCUGCUAGAAAGAGCAGUGAUAGGGGUGUUGGUGGUGGGUUGCUGAUGGCCAUGGAGCUGGGCCUGCUGAAUGCCCCGUACGCGUGGAUAGCCACAGAGGCCACGUGGACGGUUGUGAUUAGCGGAGAUGACACGCUGGCACCCAUCAGGAAAGCCAUGGAGGGCGUGUUGGGCAUUCAGGCCUACCUGCCGCCAUCACCUGAGCUCGCCAGUUUCAACAAGCUCUGGAACAGUGUGGAUCCCAAACAGUACCCAGGCGCAGGGGAAAAGCCGGACAUCUACACGCUGCUGGGAUACGACACAGUCAUGUUCGUCACUCACGCCCUUCAGCAGCAAUACCAGCAGUACCAGUGCCACUGUUUCUGCUCCCCCUCUCUCCCUCUCUUUCCCCCCCAGCCGGACAUCUACACGCUGCUGGGAUACGACACCAUUAUGUUUGUCACUCACGCCCUCCAAACGGCUGUUGAUACUGGAGGGACAUCAUGUGGGGAGCAAGCGGCACUGCCAGAGUCGGUCGUUGGGCACAUUGCCAUCUCGCCCCUCCUCUCGAGAAUCAAAGUCAGACCAUACGGCGCUGCUCUUCGCGAGGUGCUGCUGCAGACAGAUAUAAAAGGGGUGACUGGAAGGUUGAAUCUGCUGCCCAACGGGGACCGGGACAAGAGCGAUUUGGAGGUUAUUAACGUGGUCAAUGGCACUGCUCGUGUAGUGGCGUACUGGCAGAGCAGCAGAGGCCUGUUGUCCACCACCAAGCGGCUGGUGCAGCGAGGGCGCAAUGACAGUUGGUCAACAGUUGUGUGGCCUGGAGGAUCGAAUCAGGUGCCCUGGGGGUACCUUCCCAAGAAGAAGCUCCGGCUGGCUGUACCUGUGAAAAUGGGCUUUCAUCAAUUCGCCAGCAUCGCCAGCAACACCACAGGGGGCGAAUCGGACCAAGCUGCUGUGGGAGGGUUCCCUGUGGCUGUCUUUCGGGCCACAGCAGCUCACCUCAAGUACCCGCUCCGCUUUGAGUUUGUGCCGUUCGGCAACGGCUCUUCCAACCCCAGCUAUGAUGAGAUGCUGCAAGCUGUUGCCGAUAAGAAACUCGACGGGGCGGUGGGGGACGUUGUCAUUACAAGCCAACGCACGCGCAUCGUCACCUUCUCAACCGCAUUCAUGGUCAUCCUCAAGUCUAUAGCAAUGGUCACUCUCGCGCCCAAGGACUCCAGCCCCUGGACGGCCUUCGUUUCCCUCCCCCCAUACACACGCGGUUCCAUGCUCCUUCCACCCUCUCCGCUCGCACCAGAGGACUCCAACCCCUGGACACCACUCUCCUCAAGCCUUGCGAUGGUGACGCUAGCGCCGGAAGACUCCAACCCCUGGACAGCCCUCGUGCCCUUCUCCCCCUCAAUGUGGAUGUGGCUCGGCAUAGCAGCAGUCCUCUUCGCCCUCACAAUCCUCUUCCUGGAACGCCACAACAACUCCCUCUUUCUGCAACACCCCGUCGAGGGAGCCACCAAGGCCGAGCGCUGCCGCUCGAAAGCCUUCUCGCUGCUGCAGGAUUUCUGGGAGGCUCUUUGGAUUUCCUUCCAGAGUUACUUUCUCGUGCCCAUGGAGGUUCACACGCUUCUGGCACGCGUGCCGGUGCUGGUGUGGUAUGGGUUGAUGCUGAUUCUGAGCACGUCGUAUACGGCCAACCUCACCUCUAUUUACACCAUCAACCUGCUCACGCCGCCCCUCCAGGCGCACUGGCAGCUGUGGUAUGGGCUGGUGCUCAUUCUGAGCACCUCGUACACGGCCAACCUCACCUCUAUUUACACCGUCAACCUUCUCACGCCACCCCUCCAGUCCCAGCUGGUGCCGCUGAACAGUGAGAGUGGCUACUACGAGGUGCUGAGAGCAGGGAGGUCCCAGCUGGUGCCGCUGAACAGUGAGAGCGACUACUACGAGGCGCUGACAACCAAGAGGGUGGAGGCGAUAGUGGAUCAGACGCCCUACAUCGCCCAGUUCAGCUCCCAGUAUUGCGGCAUGCUCGCCUUCCCCAUUGGUUCCCAUCUGGCUGAUGACGUGGCACAUGCGCUGCUCUACGUGGCACAAAGUGGAGAGCUGCAGAGGAUACGAGAGGAUGUCAUUGCGUGUGCCUUCAUGUGGGUGUGCAAUGUGCCUUCAUGUGGGUGUGCAAUGUGCCUUCAUGUGGGUGUGCAAUGUGCCUUUAUGUGGGUGUGCAAUGUGCCUUCAUGUGGGUGUGCAAUGUGCCUUCAUGUGAGUGUGCAAUGUGCCUUCAUGUGGGUGUGCAAUGUGCCUUCAUGUGGGUGUGCAAUGUGCCUUCAUGUGGGUGUGCAAUGUGCCUUCAUGUGGGUGUGCAAUGUGCCUUCAUGUGGGUGUGCAAUGUGCCUUCAUGUGGGUGUGCAAUGUGCCUUCAUGUGGGUGUGCAAUGUGCCUUCAUGUGGGUGUGCAAUGUGCCUUCAUGUGGGUGUGCAAUGUGCCUUCAUGUGGGUGUGCAAUGUGCCUUCAUGUGGGUGUGCAAUGUGCCUUCAUGUGGGUGUGCAAUGUGCCUUCAUGUGGGUGUGCAAUGUGCCUUCAUGUGGGUGUGCAAUGUGCCUUCAUGUGGGUGUGCAAUGUGCCUUCAUGUGGGUGUGCAAUGUGCCUUCAUGUGGGUGUGCAAUGUGCCUUCAUGUGGGUGUGCAAUGUGCCUUCAUGUGGGUGUGCAAUGUGCCUUCAUGUGGGUGUGCAAUGUGCCUUCAUGUGGGUGUGCAAUGUGCCUUCAUGUGGGUGUGCAAUGUGCCUUCAUGUGGGUGUGCAAUGUGCCUUCAUGUGGGUGUGCAAUGUGCCUUCAUGUGGGUGUGCAAUGUGCCUUCAUGUGGAGUGAGUGAGUCGCAACAGCAGCAGCAGCAGAAGUAUCCUGUCCAGCCAAUCAAGAGAGAGGAUGUGAAGCAGCGGCCGUGGCGGCAGAGGCAGCAGCGGAGCCUAGAGGAAGAUGAGGAGGUGCCAGGCAAAGCAGCAGCAGCAGGAGGGCAGCAGCAGGGGCAGCAGAAGGGGAAGCAGCGGCUUACUGUCUCAUUUAGCAGUACAGCCCACUUGGGCAGCAGCGCCAAAGGCGGCACCAGCAGAAGCAACAGCCGAUCGUGGUCCAAUCUCACCCGAGUAAAGACCAAUCUGCACCAGUCAUGGUCUGAACUGGUCUCGAUCUAUAACGACGGAUCGAAUGCCGUUUCCCUCCACUCUGCUUCUGCUGCUGCUGCUUCGGGUGCAAGCCCGCUUACCCGCGCGCUCACCACCACAGGCAGCAGCCCUCUUUCGAACCGAGCCCUAGAGGAGGAUGACGAUGAGGAGGAGGAGGAGGUGACAGUAAGGGAGGGAGUGGGGGCAUCUGAAGGACCAGCAACUGGCGCUACUGGUUUGGGAGCCGGCCAGUCGCUGGCCAAUCAGCAAGCGACACCUGGCAUGUCACCCCCACUGCCCGAGGCUGGGUCCCGAGGCUUGGUCCGAACCACAGCUGUGGUGGGUAAGAUCUGGAACCAUCUAGGUCCGGGGAAGCCGUGGCAGAAGAACCUGAAGGAGCAGCGAGAGAGAGUGGCUGCUAUGGGGACGUUUCAUCGGGAUUUGCUGCAACAAACGGCGGAUAGUCACUCACGAUCGAUAGAGAGGCUUAGAGAGUUGGGGCAGCAGAUGCCUUAUGGGGGGGUGGGGGAGGGACAUUUGGGUAUGGGCGUAUCUGGGCGCAUGGGCAGUGCCAUUGAGCGAGGGGAUCAGUUCAGUCGAAGGGUCUCUUUGGUUUCGGGAAGGAGGAUGGAGCAUGUGGUAUCAGAGCCACCGAGCGUGCUGAAUAGGCCUGGGUUGGAAUGA